Molecule: messenger RNA, 1585 nt
Organism: Aspergillus novofumigatus IBT 16806
Lineage: Eukaryota; Fungi; Ascomycota; Eurotiomycetes; Eurotiales; Aspergillaceae
Product: deubiquitination module subunit SGF73
Exons: 4
Coding region: 70-1260 (396 amino acids)
Biological process (GO): RITS complex assembly; regulatory ncRNA-mediated heterochromatin formation; regulation of transcription by RNA polymerase II
Cellular component (GO): SAGA complex
Source: RefSeq, a predicted model, not a curated record
UCAUCACUGGCUUGAUCGGGCUGUUCAUCACACUCGAGUUACGGACCAACCUUUUGUACACGCUCGAUCAUGGGUACUAACGGGGAUUCUGGUCGAGCGUCGUCGGUCGCUUCGAACUCGGGCAGUUUGGUGGACGCAUCAGGGUACAAGUACUCCGAGAAAGAUGCGAAGCCUACGAAGAUCAAAUUGAAGAAGGCGGCCAAGUCGGCCAAGGCGAAGAAGGCUGCUGCGGAAGUGCCCGAAUCGCCCGGCUCGUCGCCCAUACUCCCGGAGAUCGAUGGAAAGACCAUGGCUGCCUUCCCGACGGGCAAGCCCCGCGAGGAAGACAAUUUGGAGACGGUGAUAUGCAAGACGUGCAAGAGGCCGGUCCUCAAGCAGAAUGCGGUCGAGCAUAUCCGCGGCUGUAUCCGGGCGAAGCAGGAGAAGGCGCGGCGGAAGAAAGAGGCGCGCGAUGCGGCGAACCGGGCCAAAGAGAAGGAUAAGGAUGGGGACGACGACGCCGCGGGCGGCGACAAGGACGGGGAUGAUUCGAUCAAGGCGCAGAAGGGCGCGAAGAAGAGCGCCGUCAAGGGCAUGGCGGAGGACGGGACGAAGAAGGGCAAGAAGCGCAAGACCGAGGGCGAGGAGGAUAAGGAGCCCAAGAAGAAAAAGAAGAAGGAGGAGCCUAAGCCCAAGGCCCCGAAGCCAAAGGGCCCCGUCGACGUUGAGAAGCAGUGUGGUGUCAUUCUGCCGAAUGGGGCUCAGUGUGCGCGUUCGUUGACGUGCAAGAGUCACUCGAUGGGUGCGAAGCGUGCGGUGCCCGGCCGUUCUUUGCCCUAUGACAUGCUGCUCCAGGCGUAUCAGAAGAAGAACCAGGCCCGUCAGCAGAAGGCGGCUAUCGAUGCAAAUGCUCCGCUUCAAGAUGAUCUUGAAACCAACGGUCCCGUCGACUCCGACGAGGAGAAAGACGCCGUCAUGGCGGCAAUUCUUCGCUCGCGACCACAACCCCUGGCCACUUAUCCAUUGAUCUCGACCAAGAAGAAAUACAAGUACGUGCGAAUCAAGGAGAUGCUUUCUCAUGCCUUGGGCGGAGCUCGGGGCGGCGGACUCUUCGCGACCGGGGACGCCACUCCAACCAACGAUGGAAAUCCGUUUCAGCCGAUGGACGAUCUUCCCCUAGCAUCCCCUGUCUCUGUGACGGGGUCGGAUAACGCACCAGAUACAGCGAAGAAGACCCCUGCGCCAGCUCCAAAGAAGCUACCGGUGGCGGCCUCUUCGUAAUCUGUAUAUCUGUGUUUCGUCCCAGCUGGUUUGCGUGAUGACCGUCUUCUUAAUAUCUCUUUCUUGUCAUGCGGUUGGCGAAUAUGUUGGGUAUGUUGGCGUUUAAUGGACGUUCAUGGAUGUUCAUGGAUGUUCAUGGAUGAGGUUAUUCUGGUCUGGAGCUGUUCGGUUUUGAUGAAAUGAUACCCCUAAGUCUAUUGUACACGGCAUAUGGAGUCUUCCUGUCUCAAGCUGAGUUGUAACGACAUUCGAUUCUCUUGUUUUCUUCCCUUCAUAGAAACAUUCAAAGGACAUUUUAACUGGUUGUACACGCAAUGUUGAGAGC